Molecule: messenger RNA, 1399 nt
Organism: Rosa rugosa (rugosa rose)
Lineage: Eukaryota; Viridiplantae; Streptophyta; Magnoliopsida; Rosales; Rosaceae
Product: B3 domain-containing protein Os01g0723500-like
Exons: 5
Coding region: 318-1091 (257 amino acids)
Molecular function (GO): DNA binding
Source: RefSeq, a predicted model, not a curated record
UUUAGAAUUACAUGAGUGUUGAAUUUGCAUUUCUCUGACUUCUUAGAGUUAUGUAUGGAUGGUAUUAAUAGUUCUGAUAUAUACAGUUGUUGGCUACUAGACCAAGCAAGCAAUUAUAGUACCAGCCUUUUCUUUCUCUCUGCUGCAUUUCACUACUUUCCCAACCUCUCUGAGAAGCUUGUUUGGCUCAAACCUCAAAAUGGUGAUUUAAAUUCAUUGCCUCCUGCUCUGGAAUCUUCUAAUCUGGACCGUUGAUUUGCCCAACGUUUCUUCUUUGCUGCCCAAUUCUAGAGAAGUACUAGUUAGUACUAGUUGGAAUGGAGGGAGCAUCCAAGGAGCCUACCUUCUUCAAGAUAAUCAAAACUGGGUUUAACACUGAUGAUCUGAGAAUCCCCCCAAAGUUCCGGAGGCACAUGUUAAAUGAACUUUCUGAAACGGCAACUUUGGAGUUGAAGGGUUCUUCAAAAGGUUCAUGGACUGUUCAAGUGAGUCAAAUAGAAAGCGAUAUAUAUUUCAAGAAUGGAUGGCAGAAGUUUAUAAAAGAUAACUCCUUGGGCGAUUUUGAGUUUUUAGUAUUUAGGUAUGAGAGACCAAUGCAUUUUACUAUAGAGAUCUUUGACAAGACGGCAUGCAAGAGAAACAAUCUUGUGGAAAAAUCCACUAGGGCUGACAACACUAAGAGGCCUCGGGGUAGACCAAGAAAGUGCAAUCGUUCAGCUGCUGGUGAAAACAUUCAAAGUUGCCAGUCCUUUGAACUGAAAGAGAUCAAAGAAGAGGAAGAAGAGGAAGCUGCCACAUUGCCCAGUUCUGGGUUCCGUUCUUUUACAAGUAUUAUGGGGAAACACUGUUAUAAUGUGGCAGUUCCAGUGGACUUCAGUAGGGAGCAUCUUCCUCAGGGCUACUACAACAUUGUGCUGAAAAAUUUGAAGGGACAAAAAUGGAAAGUGAAAGUCGUCUGUUCUGGUAAAACAGUUAAACUUUCUGCAGGGUGGGUGGAGUUUAGACGUGCUAAUCAAAUUAACUGCGGAGAUAUUUGCACAUUUGAUCUUGUGGGAAGAAGGACCAUGGUGGUUCACGUUAUUCCAAAGUGAUCAGUAUGUUAUUCAAGAUUUUCUAGCCAAUUAGACAUACUAGUAUUUAUGUGGCUUGUAUAAUGACCUCUCUUAUUCUGUUGGACUGGUUUGUUGCUGUGAUGUUUAAUUAAGAAGUAAUUGUUGUAAAUAAUUAUGGCUAAUAUCAUGUAAAUAGAUGGAGAGUCAUAUAUGCCUUUCACUAUAGAUUAGUGAUUGAUAGGAUUGUGAAUAUGAGUAAUUGACGUUGCUAUUAAACGUUGUCUAUUUGUAUACAUCAUGUACUCCUAUAUAAACCCCCUCAUGGUGAGAUGAAUACACACAAUCUG